GCCCAGCCAGCCUGCCCAUUACCACCUCGCUCGUAGAAUCAAUCAACCGUAAGCCGGCACCCCUCUUGCCCCUCGCACACCUUUACCAUACUUUUACUUCUUACCACCAGCACGCCUCAUUCCCCAAAUCAAGCUCCAGCCGGCUCAGGUAUUACAUUCAUCCUAGUCUCAACCCAUUAAGCAUACUCGCGUUGCACUAACAGACUACCUAUUAUCCCACCUUGGUGACCUUUACAUUAUAAUUUACACUUCCUUCCCCCUUGUCAAUCGAGUAAACUAUUUCCAACUUCAAAAUAACCUUACCUACCCACAAAAGCAUUAUAUCGCCUAUUCUCGGGUGGUUUGGCACCGGGUAACUGGGCACGAAAGCUUUCGUGAACACACUGAAUAGUGAACACUGACUGCACCGACACUGAACACUCGAAUCGUGAAUCGCGAAAAGUGCGCUGCUACGCGGAAGAGAGACAGCGGAGAGACGAACCAAACAACGCAGGUCUCGGAAGGGUAUACGACAGCAACCAACAUCUAACAACCAGCAUACCAGCAUGCUAGCAUACUGAGCCUUGCAACUCCAUCGUAUCUUCUUCAUCUUUAACGGCUUUCGAAUGCGCCGGAUCCAGUAACACAGGCACAGGCGCUAUACACUUGUUCCCUUCCAUACAUUCCAAAUCACGAAGACACGGGUUAGUACGUCAAUCUUUUGGAUACCUACUUGCAUGAACCUUCUUCUUGCCUUGUACCUUAUUUAUUCUUCACCUAUCAAGCCCAUCACCUCUAUCCUUGUCGUGCUCCUUGGACUAUAACCUAGAGUUUGUAAAGUUUGCUUGAUUGUUCAUUGAUUUCCCGUGGUGGGAUAUCUUGAUUUUCGAAGCGUUUUCCCACCGUUUCCGAAGGUCGAAAGAUUGAAUCAUCCAUCGACUGGUAAUCGAGGGCAAAAAUCAACGCAAGCUGGCAUGAAAUUAGGUUAGAGUCUGAGAGUUUUUAUUUUAUUUUAUUAAUUUUUCAAAUUGGAAAAGGAGACGAGAGAGGGGACAACAAUAAGUUUGGAGUGGAGUUAUUGUGAACUUUUUGACGGGUUCAAGGUUGUUUUUCAUUUUCUUCUUUUCUUGCACUUUGGAACACCUGAUUGAUUUGAUUGUACGAUUGUGGUGGGGAGAGGAGAGACUCAGAAAAGGGGACAUUUUAACUUUCCCAGCAUCAUCAUAAUCAUCUCUGCUAUAUCAUCACGAUCCAUUCAAGGACGGCAACAACAAUCCACAGCAAGAAGGCAAGCAAGCAAGAAAGAAAGAAAGAAAGAACGCAGAAUAUCCAUCCACCCACCAUUUCUGCACAAAACUCACACCUCGGUCAUUAAACGACUGGUUCGGAACUAUUGCUUGGUUGCUUGGUUGCUUGCUCUGUUUUGCCUCCUUUGCAAAUCCCUUCUGCUCCUCUCUAUCUCUGUGCAUUUAUAUAUUGUAUUUUAUUGUAUAGUGUUGUAUUGUAUUGUAUUGCAUGGUGCUUACCUCUACAUUCAUUAUCUUUCGAUUGUUAUUUGCGCAAUUCGAUAGUUGAUGUUUUGAUUCACAUUUCUCUCUCUAUUCUCUCUCUCGUCCGCACUCUCUUUUCUUUCUCUUCCUUUCUCUUCCACUGACUCUUCUCUUCUGCUCUCUUCUUUCCUCUCCUCUUCUUCUAACAAUCCACAUAGCAACAGAAAAGGCGCCAAGAGAUCCUAGAAAUACACACACACACACAUACACAUACAUACCUACUCACCUACCAACCUACCAACCUACCAACCUACAUACAUUCAUACAUACAUACAUACAUACACAAACGCAAUCCCACAAUCAUCUUGAAAUCUGAUUCGACCAUUUUAUCGUACCUCACUACUCUCACACUACGCGUACACUACUCAACGUACCGUGCCUACUCCCGCUCUUUACUAAGGUGCAAGUACGUACCAGGUUACUCUUAGAUCCCAAAACCCCAAACUCAAAACUCAAUCUAAAAGAACAUACGAAGUAUUCAGCUUGGUACAUAUUAUCAUCCCACCUUCACGCACGCGAAAGAAAGAAAAACGAGGGUAAAACUUGAAGAGAAACGAGAAACGAGAAACGAAGAAAACGAAGAAAACGACGAAUCCCUGACUCCCCUGACUUCCCUGAAUCCUAGCUCCCGCCUCAGCUAUUAAAGUUUACAAUUGGCAAAGCACCCCCCCUUCCCUUCCCUUCCCUCCCAAAAGAUCCCAGGACUUAUUAGAUAACCACUUAUUGAUUCAAUUGUUCAAUUGUUCAAUUGUUCAAUUAUCCCAAUUACCCCAAUUAUUCCAACCAUUCCAAUCAUUCCAAUCAUUCCAAUCAUCCAUUUAUUUAUCCACUUAUUAGUAUUUAUUAUUUAUUUAUUAUUUAUUAUUUAUCCAUUUUUCUCUCAUCUUAAAGCCCCCCCUCGAAGAAUCAUUAUUAUUGUUAUUAUUCAUAAAAUCUUUCUCAGCAAGAAAGCAUUCAAAAGUAACCUACCUAGAAAGUCGCAUUGCAGACCAGAUCUUGAUCUCUACUUGAAAGGGUUUAAUCAAUAUCCAAGACCGGUUUACCACACCAUCUAACCUUCACUACUCAGUUGCGCGGCAUUCGUUACAUCACACACAUGAUUACCUACACGUCAGUCCGUAAUACAUACUUGCGCAGAUGAUUCUCCACUGAACUCUUCUACGCCUCUGUGUUCUCCCUCGAACCUGUAAGAAGCCGCCGCGCUCGACCGCAGUCCAUGGCCUUAGCUGUCGUGGUCACUUAACUUUUUUGUAUGAAUCGCAAUGAUGGACAAUGGUCAACCAGAUUCAAAGCGACCAAGAUUAGGGCCCGGUCCUGCUUGGCCCAUCGAGCAGCCCAAUCAGCCCAACCCUUCCAGGGCCCUUCCUCCUUUACAACCUCCCUAUAAUAGCGGUCCAUUCUCCCGUCCCGAUUCUCAUGCCCACCCCCUCGAUAGACGACCUCCCCACCCCAACUUCCAAGAACAUCAAGAUCCUCAUCGCCCUAACUCAGGACAUGCGCAUGUCUACCACAAUAUACAUAAUCAACACCCACCGCCACCUCCCAUACCUUCAUACAAUGGACACAAUGGGCACAAUGGCCCUCGGGAACCCAUCGUGAAGCCGGACCCUUCAGAAGAACCUCCACAACACAGGCCACCACCGACAACCAAUGGCACAGAUCAUCAUGUAAAUCUACCUUACGCUGAAGAAAGAGGAAGGCCCUUUCCACCAAGAUUCGAUCAACCUCCACCUCCUCAGCAUACUCCGCAACACACUCCGCAGAUGUAUAAUAAUAACCCCGCUCCUCCCAUGUAUCAGCCUCAACCCCCACCCCCCUCUACAAGUCCGAUGACGACACCGACAUUCGACGGGGCUAUGUCAAUGUAUGGUCCACCGCAAGGUCAUCCCCAUCCUCCACCUCGGGAACAGUAUUCAGUCACACCUUAUUCUCAACCUGCAAAGCCUCGGAAAGCGCAACGCGCGGCUCAGGCAUGCGAUAGCUGUCGCAAUCUGAAGGCAAAAUGCGACGAAGGGAGACCGGCUUGUGGUAGUUGUAAAGAGAAGAAUUUCGAAUGUCAUUAUCGAGAUCCACCACCCAAACCAAUUGAUAAAGCUUCCACGGACAUCAUCGAGGCCUUGAUCCGAUUGGAACACCGCAACACAGAGUUGUUCAAUGUUUUGCAGACGGGUCUUGAAUCAUUGAACAAACGAGUGGACGAAUUACAGGAAAGAGUUGGAGCCGGCCGGCCUCUAUCGAGUAUCGAGGGGCAAAUGAAAGAAGAAGGGAGAGACGAUGUUCAAUUACCUGAUGGUGAAUUUGGAACAUUUCAUAGCUCGAAUCUGAACAUCCUUCAUGAUGCCACGCCGAUAGAUCCACCAGUGGUGGGCCCAGGACCGCCACUCGAAGGAUCCACGCCUGGUGCACUCGAAGAGGAGGAGGAAGGCGAUCCUGUGCCGCCGGGGCAACCUUUAAUUCCAGUGAAUCACACGACGGGCGCAGCUAGGCUUUUGCUAGUCCCUUCUGUAAAGCAAAUGAUAAACGGCGGAGGGGGUUUACCCAAGAACGUGAAGGAUGAAAAAUAUCCAAUGCUGCAGGAAGAACGACGUGGACUCUUGAGAUUAUUCGGAAGAGGAGAAGGAAUUGAUUUAGCACAAGGUUAUGAUCGAGAUCCUAUGACAGAUCACGCAGAUUCUACAGUCGAUACCAAUUCCGACGUCUCUUCUCCGGCCGGUGAAGAAUGGGGUCAAUUGGGUGGUAUGACUCCACCAUCAAGUGCGCCAGAUUAUCCUCCACCAGUUGUAGGCAGUAUUAUGUCGGAUGGGAUGCCUGAUUUCCGUAAAAAUGUAGUUUUGGACUUGGUCAGAAGUUACAAGGAGCACAUGAAUAUUAUGCAUCCAAUUUUGAUACCGAGGCGACUGGAUGCUCUGGUCGAGUCAUUUCUCAAAUCCAUUCCAUCGGAUUCCGCGAAACCAAAGCAAGUCCAGAACUUGGCUUCACAGCAUACGAGUCAUGCUGGUUUCGUGAGUAUGAAGCCGCCCGAGAGUCCAGGAAGCAAGCGGAAAAGAUCACCGGGAGUUGGAGAACCUCCGGAAAUCUCGGUUACUGGCGGUUACGGGACAUUUGUCAAGCCAGGCCAUCCAAGUCGAUCAAUCAGCACAGCUUUAGUGCUGGUGGUAUUGGCACUCGGCAAGAUUUGUCAAGAAAGGCAGAAAAUUCCCGAGCUUCCUUCCGACAAAGAUAUUGAAAAUCCUUGGGGUCAUAUCAAUUCUCCAGUUGUACGAAAUGGCCAUCCAUCGCCUAUUCAAAGCUCUCCAACCCAAUCUUCAGAAUUACCUUCACCUCAGGAUAACAUUGAUCGAUUUUAUCCCCGCAGCCGAAGAACUUCAAUAGAAGGUGAUUCGUAUUCGGCAAGAAGUGGCUUCAGACCUAGGAACGUGGAUGUUAUUCCCGGUUUGGCAUAUUUCGCACUAGCUACAGAUAUCAUUGGAAAUCAACUUGGAGGAAAUAGUUUACAGCAUGUCCAUGUGAAUAUUUUAGCCGGUCUUUAUCACGGACAACUUGCAAGAGUUUUAGAAAGUCAUUCGUACAUUCAUCAGGCUUGUAGAGCUUUACAAGUUAUUUUGAGACCGAAACUUGAUCGCUUCAAAAAGUUAAAGCAAGAUGGGCUUCCCGUGCUGGCAAAGGACAAUCCGCUGAUUUUCGCAUUUUGGACGUGCUUACAACUUGAAAGCGAUAUUGUAGCAGAGUUACCAUGUCCGCAUUCCGGUAUUCUUACAUUCGAAGAAAAUAUGCCAAGUCCAAAUAUAGUUGAAGCUGUGAAAGAAGGUUUUGAUCAGAUGGUUCUGUUGAGUUAUCAAGGCCAACUUUACCUACGAAAGCACCUCAAUCAAUUACACAACAUGUUCUACAAACCCGAUAAUGACUCUCAAUUUCCUUCUGUAUACACCCGCCAUGAUCCCAACCAUUUCGAGUCAAUAGCCACUGCAGAGGAAUUUCUUUAUCGAUGGAAAGAAGCUGGAGGAACUAGUACCUGGCAAGAGAAUGACCCUCCUGCGAGUGAUAUUCUCACAGCGCGAAUGAGAGCCAAGUACUAUGGCGCUCAGGUCAUCACUUACAGGAAUUUCGUUUUGAAGAUCUUGGAACAUUCACAUGCGGUUUCAACCUCAAACUCUAUAGAACGCGCCUCAGAUGAUUUCCGGAAUGGUAUUGAAGUACCGAGCAUCAAUAAAUACGCGACAUCAGCAGAAGAAAUCGACGAGAAAGCAUUGGCUUAUGCAAAAAAUGGUAUCCAAGCACUUGUUAAUAGCACCAGGGCUUUUCAUGGUUUAGGCGAGGGUAGACUGUUCGUCACAAAUCCAUGGGGGACUGCACAUGCGCAAUGGGGCAAUGUGCUCACUCUCCAAGCAGCAUGGAACGAUAAUAUCCUCCGACCAUUAUUUGAUGGGAUUCUUGAUAAGCAAGGGCUUAGUGACCUUCUCGAGAGAACUCUUAGUUUCCUUGGGAUCGUGGCAACACGAUCAUCGGCUCUGUAUACCGAUAUGAAGAUCCUGGUCAAUGCAGGAAAAUACACUGGUCUACUUGAGAAAGACUAUCAGGCACGUCAAGUUACCACUUUCGCAGCAGGUUUUACUAGUUUUUCUAAUUCCUUCUCGUGUUAACUUUACACACCUAUUAGAAUCAGGUGGUAAAUCUACUACUGAGAGUGGAAUUGUCUUUGCGUUGGCAUCAUUGAUAAUUUUCUACCUCGUGGAGUGUAGCUAAUAAUUUCUCUCUAAUGGUAUAGCUUCUGAAGAGUUUGCGUAAGACACCGUUAAAGUUGAAGCAGGAGAAGUCGAACUUCUCGAAUGCUUCGACUUGAUAUUUGCAAUAUCAAAUUUGAAGAAUCUAGAAGGGGAAAUGCGUAUACAGUUAUGUUUUUUUUUUCGAGAAGAGAAUGAUAUACUCGCAUAUUCGCAACUUAUAUACGUCAUAUACAUCUACCUCUAUUACUUACCUCUCUAAUACACCUACCGCAUCCGACAUAUUAUGUCUAUCAUGGUUGGAAACAUUUUUGUUCAUUGUUUGGUUUUGGGAAGUCGGUCAAGUCAUAUUGGAAUGGCAUUGACUUUGACUUUGGCUGUUUAUGGGCGGUUAAAUCAUGUCGUUGCAUUUACAAAAUAUAUGGUUGCGUUUGCGAUUGGUGCGAUGGGCAAGCGUCUUGAUCGCAUCUCAUGUUGAUAUCCAUCUUUGUCUAUCUUAUCAUGGCGGCUCAAGCGGAUCUUGAAUGUCUGGAGAUUGGGAAGGAAAGGGGUUUCUGUGUUCACAUUGUGUGUGUGUGUGUGUGUGAAUGGAUGUCGUAGGAUAGGUUAUAUACCGUUAGCAAUUAGCUAGUGAGUAUCGUACAUAUUUACAUACAUUUAUACAUACAUAUCUGCAUGCAUUUUGAAAUAGGUGGAGGCGGUAUUUGGUUUUAAAACGGCAUUGUUUUUGUUUUGAAAGAGGGCGGGGUUUGUGCUUUGUAUUUCGUAUUUUGGAUUGAUUGGGCGUAUUAUCUUAUUGUCAUUAUUGUCAUCAUCACUAUCAAUAUCAUCUUAGUAGAAGCGAGCUAGCAAAUGCAAGCCAACAAGCGGAAACAAGCGAGCGAGCAAGUAGCAUUAUUAUUGUUAUUAUUAUGGUUACCUUGUAGCGUUUUAUUAUUAUCUAUGGCAAAUUUACUCUUGUAUUCUGAAUGUUAUGCUUGUUUUACUUUUAUGGUUCUUGAGUUCUGUGAUGGGGUUGAAGAUAGCUAAUAUGUGCUGGAUGGGGAUUGAGGGGAGGUGAUAUGUACUGGAUGGGAAUAGUAGGUAGUCAGGUAGGAAGGUAGAUGAGUAGUUUUGACGAAAGUUGUAGUU
Molecule: messenger RNA, 7381 nt
Organism: Botrytis porri
Lineage: Eukaryota; Fungi; Ascomycota; Leotiomycetes; Helotiales; Sclerotiniaceae
Exons: 7
Coding region: 2792-6169 (1125 amino acids)
Biological process (GO): regulation of DNA-templated transcription
Molecular function (GO): DNA-binding transcription factor activity, RNA polymerase II-specific; zinc ion binding
Source: RefSeq, a predicted model, not a curated record